AUGAUGAUGGAUGAUGUUGAUGAUGAUGAUGUUGACGAUGAUGAAGUCGUUGAUGCUGAUGAUGAAUACGACGAUGUAGAUGAUGAAGAUGAGAAUGAUGAUAAUGAUGAGGAUCAAGAUGAUGAGGAUGACCAUGAUGAUGAUGAUGAUGAUGAUGACGAUGAUGACGUUGAGGAUGAUGAAGAGGAUGACGACGAUGAUGACGAUGAUGAUGAUGGUGAGGACGAUGGCGAUGAUGAUGGUAUCUAUUGUGACGAAGGUGUUGAUGAUGAUCAACGUGAUGCAGAUGAUAAUGAUGACGAAGACGAUGAUGAUGAUGACGGCGAUAACGAUGAUGAUGAUGAAGAUGAUGAUGAAAAUGACGAAGACGAUGACGAUGAAGUUCAUGAUGAUGUUGAUGAUGAUGAUGUUCACGAUGAUGAAAACGAUGUUCAUGAUAACGAUGACGACGAUGACGAUGAUGAACAUGAGAUUGAUGAUAACGAUGAGGAUGAUGAAGAUGAUGAUGAUGAUGAUGAUGAUGAUGAUGAAAAUGAUGACGAUGAUGAUGAUCAUGAAGUCGAUGAUCAUGAGGAUGACGUUGAUGAUGACGAAUAUGAUGCUGAUGAUGUUGAUCACGAUGAUGAUGAUGAUAAUGUUGAUGGUGGAGACGACGAUGAUGAUGUUGAUCAUGAUGAAGUCGAUGAUGAUGAUGAUGAUGACGAUGAGGAUGAUGAUAAUGAUGAUUAUGAUGAUGAUGAUCAGAAUAUGGAUGACGAUGAUGUUGUUGAUGAUGACGAUGAUGAUGAUGACGAUGAAGAUGAUGAAGAUGGUGAUAAUGAAGAUCAUGAUGAUGUUGAUGAUGAUGAUGUUGACGAUGAUGAAGUCGAUGAUGAUGAUGAUGAUGACGAUGAUGAUGAUGACGACAAUGAUGGUGACGAUGAUGAUGAUGAUGAUGAUAUUGUUGAUGAUGAUGAUGACGGUGUUCAUGCUGAUGGUGAUGAUGAUGAUAAUGAUGACGAUGAUGAUCAUCACGAUAUUGAUGACGAUGAUGAUGAUGAUGAUGAUGAUGAAGAUGACGAUCACGAUGAUGAUGAUGAUAUCGAUGGUAAUGGUGAUAUUGAUGAUGAUGAUGACAAUGAUGAUGGUGAUGAUGAGGAUCAUGAUGAUAGUGAUGCUGAUGAUGAUGAUCACGAUGUUAUUGAUGAUGAUGAUGAUGAUGAUGAUGACGUUGAUGCAGAAGAUGAUGAUGACGAUGACGCUGAUGACGGUGUUGAUGGUGAUAUUUAUUAUGAUGAUGAUGGUGAUGAUGAUGAAGUUGAAUACGAUGAUGAGGAUGAUGAUGAUGAUGACAACGAUGACGAUGAUGAUGACGAACAUCAUGUUGAUGAUGGUGAUGAUGAUGAUGACGAUGAUGAUGAUAUAGACGAUGUUGUUGAUGCUGAUGACGGGGAUGUUGAUGAUGAUGAAGAUGACGAUGAUGAUGAUCCCGAUGAUGGUGAUGAUGAUGAUGAUGAUGACGAUGAUGAUGAUGGUGAUGACGACGAUGAUGCUGAUGAUGAUGAUGACGAUGAUGAUGACAAUGUUGAUGACGAUAAUGGUGAUGAUGGUGAUGUUGACGAUGAUGAUGAUGAUGAUGAUGAUGUUGAUGAACUCGAUGAAGAUGGUGAAGAUUUUGAUGAUGAUGACGAUGAGGACGACGAUGAUGAUGAUGAUGUUGAUGAUGAUCAUGAUGACGAUGUUCAUGCUGAUGGUGACGAUGAUGAUGAUGAUGAUGCUGAUGACGGUGUUGAAGAUUAUGGAUUCCGUGAUGAUGAUGAUGACGACGAUGGCGAUGAUGAAGUUCUGAAUCAUGAUAAAUUUGAGGACGUUGAGGGUGAUGAUGAUGACGAGCAUGAUAAUGAUGAAGAUAAUGAAGACGAUGAUGAUGAGGAUGACGAUGAAGAUGAGGAUGACGAUGUUAAUGAUGAUCAUGAUGAUGAUGACAUUGAUGAUGAUGAUGAUGACGAUGAUCACGACAAUGAUCACCCUGGUAUUGAUGAUGAUGGUGAUGAUGACGAUGAUCAUGAUCAUGACGAUGACGGUGAUUUUGAUGCUAAUGAUGAAGACGAUGAUGAUGAUUACAAUGAUGAAGACGAAUUUGAUGAUGAUCAUGAUGAAGAUGAUGAUGAUCACGAUGUUGAUGACGAUGAUGAUGAUGACGAUGAUGAUGAUGAUGAAGUUGAAUAUGAUGAUGAGGAUAAUGAUGAUGAUGAUGAUGAUGACGAUGUUGAUGAAAAUGAUGAAAAUGCUAUUGAUGAAGAUGAUGCUGAUGACGACCAUUAUGAUUUUGACGAUGAUGAUAAUGAUGACGAUCAUGUUCGUGACGAUGGUGAGGAUGACGAUGAUGUUGACGAUGAUGGUGACUGUGAUGAUGAUGACAACGAUGAUGAUGACGAUGACGAACAUCAUGUUGAUGAUGGUGAUGAUGAUGACAAUGUUGAUGACGAUAAUGGUGACGAUGGUGAUGUUGACGAUGAUGAUGAAGCUGAUGAUGAGGAUGAUGACGAUGAAGGACAUCAACUUGAUGCUUGUGAUAAUGAUGAUGAUGACGUUGAUGAUGACAAUGAUCAUGAUGAUGAUGACGAAGAUGAUGAUGAUGACGAUGAUGGUGAUUGUGAUGAUGGUGAUGAUGAUAAUGAUGAUGAUGCUGGAGAUGAUGAUGAUGACGAUGACGACUAUGAUGAUAUAGACGAUGUUGUUGAUGCUGAUGACGGGGAUGUUGAUGAUGAUGACGAUGACGAUGAUGAUGAUCCCGAUGAUGGCGAUGAUGAUGAUGAUGAUGACGAUGAUGAUGGAGAUGAGAAUGAUGAUAAUGAUGAUGAUGAUGAUGACGACGAUGAUGAUGAGGACGAUGAUAAUGACAAUGAUGAUGAUGAGGAUGAUGAAGAUAAUAAAGAUGACGCUGAUGAUGAUAAUGAUGAUCACGAUGAUCGCGAAGGUCAUAUUGAUGAUGGUGCUGAUGACUAUGUUGAUGAUGAUGACAAUGUGGGUGAUGUUGAUGAUGAAGAUGAUGGUGAUGACGAUGAAGAUGAUUGUGAAGAUGAUGAUAAUGAUGAUGAUGAUGAUGACGAUGUUGAUGACGACGAUGACGAUGACAAUGUUGAUGAUGAUAAUGCUGAUGAUGUUGAUGUUGACGAUGAUGGUGGUGAUGACGAUGAUGAUGAUGAUGAUGACGAUGAUGAUGAUGAGGUUAAUGCUGAUGAUGAUCAUAUGGAAGAUAAUGAUGAUGAUGAUAUUCAUGAUGAUGAUGAAAAGGAAGAUAAUUAUGAUGCUGGCGACGAUGAUAAUGAUGCUGACGCUGAUGAUGAUAUAGACGAUGACGAUGAUGAUAAUGACGCUCAAGAUGAUAAUGAUGAAGAUGACGAUGAUGAUGAUGACGAUUGGGAUGGUGAUGAUAAUGACGAUGAUGAUGAUGAUGAUGUUGACGUUGAUGAUGACGAUUGGAAUGGUGAUGAUUAUGGAGAUGAUGUUGAUGAUGACGACGGUGAGGAUGUUGUCGAUGGUGAUAAUGCUGACGACGACGACGAUGAUGAUGACCAUGAUGAUGAUGAUGACGAUGAUGAUGAUGAUGAUGAUGAUGAUAAUGAUGAUGAGAACGUUGAUGGUGACAAUGAUGAUGAUGAUAAUGAUGAUGAUGAUGAUGAUGUUGAUGUUGACGAUGAUGAUGACGAUGAUGAUGAUGACGAUGUUGGUGACGAUUGUAAUGGUGAUGAUGAUGACGAUGAUGUUGAUGAUGAUGAUGGUGACGAAGAUGAAGAUGAUGAUGAUGAGGACGAUGAUGGUACUGAUGAUGAUGCCGAUGAGGAUGAUGGUGAAAAUGAUUAUGUCGAUUAUGAUGAUGACGGCGAUGCUGAGGAUGAGGUUGAUGAUGACGACGAUGCCGAGGACGGUGAUGGUUAUGAUGAUAAUGCCUAUGAUGACGAUUAUGAUGGUCAUGAUGACGAUGAUGAUGACGAUGAUGAUGAUGACGAUGAUGACAAAGAUGACGAUGAUGUUGCUGAUGAUGUUGAUGAUGCUGGUGUUGAUGAUGACGAUGAUGAUGACGUUGAUGUUGAUGAUGAUUGUGUUGAUGAUGACGAUGAUGAUGAUGAUGAUGAUGAUGACGUUGAUGUUGAUGAUGAUGAUGAUGAUGAUGACGAUGAUGAUGAUGAUGAUGAUGAUGAUGAUGAUGACGUUCAUGAUGAGAAUGACGAUGAUGAUAAUGCUGACGACGAUGAUGAUGACGGUGAUGAUGAUGAUGACGUUCAUGACGAUAAUGACGAUGAUGAUGAUGAUGAUGAUGACGUUCAUGAUGAGAAUGACGAUGAUGAUGAUGCUGACGAUGAUGAUGAUGACGCUGGUGAUGAUGAUGACGUUCAUGACGAUAAUGACGAUGAUGUUGGUGAUGAUGAUGUUGAUGAUGAUGACGUUGAUGGUGAUGAUGACGAUGAUAAUGAUGAUGUUGUUGAUUAUGAUGAUGAUGAGGAAGUUAUUGAUGAUAACGGAGAUGAUGAUGACGAUCAUGAGGACAAUGAUGAUGUUGACGAUGAUGGUUAUGAUGACGAUGAUCAUGAUUGUGAUGAUGAUGAUUACGAUAAUGAUGAUGACGACGUUGAUGAUGAGUAUGAUUAUGUCGAUUUUGAUGAUGAUUGGAAUGAUGAUGUUGACGGUGAUGAUGAUGUGGAUGAUGGUGAUGGUGAUGAUAAUAAUGACGAUGAUCAUGAUCAUGAUGAAGAUGAUGAUGACGAUGAUGAUCAUGAUGACGAUGAUGAUGAUGAUGAGGUUGAUGGUGAUGAUGAUCAUGAUGAUGUUGGUGUUGAAGAUGUCGAUGAUGAUGGUGAUGAUGAUAAUGAUGACGACGAUUGUAAUGGUGAUGAUGAUGACGAUGAUGUUGGUGAUGACGAUGGUGCUGAUGUUGAGGAUGAGGACGAUCAUGAGGACGAUGAUGAUGAUGAUGUUGAUGUUGACGAUGUUGUUGAUGACGAUGAUGAUGAUGACGAUGAUGAUGAUGAUGAGAACGUUGAUGAUGACAAUGAUGAUGAUGAUAAUGAUGAUGAUGAUGAUGAUGUUGAUGUUGACGAUGUUGUUGAUGACGAUGAUGAUGAUGACGAUGAUGACGGUACCAUUACGAUUGUGAACAAGCACGUUUACGGCUAA
Echinostoma caproni is the source of this 5157-nucleotide messenger RNA. Lineage: Eukaryota; Metazoa; Platyhelminthes; Trematoda; Plagiorchiida; Echinostomatidae. The record is from the annotation of a GenBank genome assembly.